Molecule: messenger RNA, 3135 nt
Organism: Pteronotus mesoamericanus
Lineage: Eukaryota; Metazoa; Chordata; Mammalia; Chiroptera; Mormoopidae
Gene: TJAP1
Product: tight junction associated protein 1
Exons: 14
Coding region: 593-2272 (559 amino acids)
Biological process (GO): Golgi organization
Cellular component (GO): trans-Golgi network
Source: RefSeq, a predicted model, not a curated record
CGUGUCGUGGCUACUACCCGGCCUGCCCCGCGAGAAGAUGGCGGCCUGAAGGCAGCGGGCAGCGGCAGAAACCGAAGACUCAGGGGCCCCAGGGACUGGAAGAAUCUCAGUGCCUGCUUGGAAGAAGAGGUAGCGACUUGCCCAAGCCCAACCCCAGAGCGGGCUUGGAGAGGAGAAGGGGACUCUGGAAAUAACAGGAAGGCUGAUUGCUUGGAGCCUCUCGGUGUUCUGCACAGCGGUGAUCCCUGACCACAGUGGAAACCCUUGGUCACAAACACAUACUUCAUAUCCACAGAAAGGAGCAGUUGUUUCUAGACUCCGAGAGGCCUGGGAGAUGAACAGGACAGAUGUGGGGUAGGAUCAGGACAGGACCAGACGUAUUUCAAAAUUGGGCAUGUGGGCACGCUGAGACCAUGAACACACACACAGACACACUUGUGACAGUGCUCAUGGAAACGUUUCAGAAGCUGUUGGCUAGAGGAGGACGUGGCGGGGCCGGGGGAUGCAGAGAGCCGAGGGCUAACUCCCGGACAGUGGAACAGAGCGAGCUGCCGACAGACAGACGCAGGUCACGGAGCCCUCACCUUCCAGAAUGACCAGUGCAGCCCCUGCUAAGAAACCCUACCGUAAGGCACCGCCUGAGCAUCGGGAGUUGCGCCUGGAAGUUCCUGGAUCCCAGCUGGAGCAGGAGGAGUCCCUGACUGAUGCAGAGAGGAUGAAGCUGUUGCAGCAGGAGAAUGAGGAGCUUCGGAGGCGCCUUGCCUUGGCUACCAGGCGCACUGAGGCCCUGGAGCGCGAGCUGGAAAUCGGACAGGACUGCCUGGAGCUGGAGCUGGGCCAGAGCCGGGAGGAGCUGGACAAAUUUAAGGACAAGUUCCGCAGGCUGCAGAACAGCUACACAGCUUCCCAGAGGACCAACCAGGAGCUGGAGGACAAGCUGCACACGCUGGCCUCUCUUAGCCACAGCUGGAUUUUUGCAAUCAAGAAGGCUGAGAUGGAUAGGAAGACACUGGACUGGGAGAUUGUAGAGCUGACCAACAAGCUGCUGGAUGCCAAGAACACCAUCAAUAAGCUGGAGGAGCUCAAUGAACGGUACCGGCUGGACUGCAACCUGGCCGUGCAGCUCCUCAAGUGCAACAAAUCCCACUUCCGUCACCACAAGUUUGCUGAUCUGCCCUGCGAGCUACAGGAUAUGGUCCGGAAACAUCUGCACAGUGAUCAGGAGGCUGCCAGCCCAGGCCCUGCCCACAGCCUGGCACCAGGGGCUGUGGUACCCACCUCGGUCAUUGCCCGGGUGUUGGAGAAGCCAGAGUCUCUACUGCUCAAUUCGGCCCAGUCAGGCAGUGCAGGGCGCCCCUUGGCUGAGGAUGUCUUUGUGCACGUAGACAUGAGUGGGGGUGCCCCAGGUGACCCAGCCAGCCUCCCUGUCCCUGGCAGCCCCAUCCCCCAACCCAAUGGGGAGUGCCACUCUCUGAGCACUGCUGGGGGCUCCCCAGAGGAGGACUUGCCUUUGCAGGCCUUUGAGAAGCUGAGCCCCUACCCGACCCCGUCUCCACCAAACCCUCUGUAUCCUGGCCGAAAAGUAAUAGAGUUCUCUGAGGAUAAAGUGCGAAUCCCCCGCAAUAGCCCCCUGCCCAACUGCACUUACGCUACCCGCCAGGCCAUUUCCCUGAGCCUGGUGGAGGAGGGGAGUGAGCGAGCUCGGCCCGGCCCCAUGCCCAGCAGCCCUGCCUCAGCCCAAGCCUCACCGCACCACCAGCCCAGCCCUGCUCCCCCAGCACUCAGCGCUCCUGUCAGCUCCGCCAGCUCUGAAGAGGACCUGCUGGCCAGCUGGCAGCGGGCAUUUGUGGACCGCAUUCCACCACCGGCCACUGCGGCCCAGCGCACAGCCUUUGGACACGAUGCACUGCCUGAGCUGCAGCGCCAUUUUGCUCUUAACUCCGCUGACAGAGAUGAGGUGGUUCAGGCACCUUCUUCCCCACCCUGUGAGAGUGGGCUUUUGCUGCCAACGGAACCUGACACUUGCCUGCCCAGGGAGGAGGAAGAGGAAGAGCUGAAUCUGCCGGUCAGUCCCGAGGAAGAACAACAGAGCCUGCUGCCCACUGAUAGUAGCACAGAAAAAGGGCCUGGCACAUCCCACACUGAGGGCAGGACCUGGGCACUCCCCAGCUCCAGCCGCCCCCAGCGCAGCCCCAAGAGGAUGGGGGUUCAUCACCUGCACCGCAAGGACAGCCUGACCCAGGCCCAGGAGCAGGGCAACCUGCUCGACUAGGACCCCUGCUUGCCUUCCUGCCAGCGCUGCACUGGGACUGCAAGGACACCCGUACCCUUGCAGCUCAGGGCCCUCCACCCAGCCCGAGCCCUUGAACUUUCCUCCCUCUAGACCUGCACAGCCCUGUUCCCUGUGCGGUAGGGUCAGGCCGUGGGCCACACCAGGCCUUUCAGCUGCGUUGACUGACUGGCAGCAGCUUCCCUCAUGGUUUACCCCCUUUUUGAAAUAUUUAUUCUCCAAAGGUAACAUGCAGCUGAGUUCAAGACCUUUCUUCAAAUUGGUCCAGCCCAAAUUAGGCUGUUCUGGGCAGCAGAAGGGUUUUAUCACAUCAGUGUUCGUCCUCCAUCAUCCGUUCAUAGCCAUGAGGGGUUUUUUUAGGGUGGAGGGGAUGUCUGUGGGAUUAUUAACCUCUGUUUUCUGUUUUCUAUUAACCUCUCUAUUUUCUGUCUGUCUCCCUCUCUCCCCAAACCCUCUGCACAAGCGGUUGCCUUCAGGGGGCCUGGCACGGUGGGCCCUCCAGGGAGAGGGAGAGGGCUGACUCAGGGCUCUCUUCAGCUGUUUCUUCCUCUCUGCAAGGGAGUAUGGGGUGGGACUCUGGGGCCUCAAGAUGGGCUCCAGGUGAGGCCUGGCCCCCUCCCAGCCUUGGCUCUAGACUGUUACUCCCAGCUUUGGGAAAUUUUCACAUUGAUGACUAUUUUAAAAUUAAACUAUUUUACUGGUAUGGACUAAUUUGUCUAUUAAAUGAUUAUCCUUUACCCAAUUCUUGAGUAUUCCCGGUUCCUGUGAUGUCCUACUCUUUUCUAGUGAUCCUUCCUUGCCCCAACUCUGCCUCGGCCUUCCCUGGGCCCAAGAGCAUCAGGCAG